Molecule: messenger RNA, 1522 nt
Organism: Melanotaenia boesemani (Boeseman's rainbowfish)
Lineage: Eukaryota; Metazoa; Chordata; Actinopteri; Atheriniformes; Melanotaeniidae
Gene: bysl
Product: bystin-like
Exons: 7
Coding region: 130-1440 (436 amino acids)
Biological process (GO): rRNA processing
Cellular component (GO): preribosome, small subunit precursor; nucleolus; cytoplasm
Molecular function (GO): snoRNA binding
Source: RefSeq, a predicted model, not a curated record
CCUUCUUACCAGACCACUGCACGUGUUAAACAGCCAGCUGUUUACAAUAUUUCUAAAGUCUGGACGUUUGCUCGCUCAUGGUGAUAUAAUAAAACAACAACAUUAUCGUUACAGAGUCAGAGUGCAGUAAUGCCGAAAGCGAAAAGAUCUAAGGGAGGAGGGGAGAAGAGCGAGGCAUCCAUGGCGCUAGCCGAACAGAUACUGCAGGCGGACACGAUUCGAGCCCGAGGCCGGGUGAAGAACAGAGACACCCGUGCAGAAAACGAGGACAAGUACGUCGACGAGCGACUAUCGCGGAAAAUCUUACAGCAAGCCCGAAUCCAACAAGAGGAGCUACAGACCGAAUAUGGCUUGGCACCAGAGAAGAAGAAAGCCCCGGUCACUGUCCUGGGGCCUGACUCUCAGGGUGCUGAUUCUGAUGAGGAAUGGCCAGCAAUGGGGGAGGCAGGUGCUGAUGAUGGCACUGCUGAGUGUGAUGCUGAAAUUGUCAUAGACCCGGAUGAUGAGAAGGCCAUUGAGUUGUUCAUGAACAAAAACCCACCAAUGAGACGGACUUUAGCUGACAUUAUCAUGGAGAAGAUCACAGAGAAGCAGACUGAAGUAGGAACUGUGAUGUCUGAGGUGUCGGGGCACCCAAUGCCCCAGCUAGAUCCGAGAAUAAUAGAGGUGUACAAAGGUGUGGGUAAGGUUCUGUCAAAAUAUCGCAGUGGUAAACUGCCCAAGGCUUUUAAGAUAAUACCUGCACUUGCAAACUGGGAGCAGGUUCUGUAUUUGACUGAGCCGGAGGCCUGGUCUGCUGCUGCCAUGUACCAAGCAACAAGAAUAUUUUCCUCAAAUCUAAAAGAGCGAAUGGCCCAGCGAUUUUAUAACUUGGUGCUGCUACCCCGUGUGAGAGAUGAUAUUGCAGAGUACAAGCGCCUCAACUUCCAUCUCUACAGUGCACUUAAGAAGGCCCUGUUCAAACCAGGAGCUUGGUUUAAAGGAAUACUCCUUCCCCUGUGUGAAUCAGGGACGUGCACUCUCAGGGAAGCCAUCAUCAUCGGGAGCAUACUCACGAAGUGUUCAGUUCCUGUGCUGCACUCCAGUGCUGCAAUGUUAAAGUUGGCAGAGAUGGAGUAUAACGGUGCCAACAGCAUUUUCCUGCGUCUGUUGCUCGACAAGAAAUACGCCCUGCCUUUCCGUGUUGUAGAUGCCUUGGUGGCGCACUUCCUGUCCUUCCGCAGUGAAAAACGUGUUCUUCCUGUGCUGUGGCAUCAGAGUCUGCUCACUCUGGCCCAGCGUUACAAGGCUGACCUAGCCUCCGAACAGAAGGAAGCACUACUGGAGCUGCUCAAGAUACAAACACACCCUCAGAUUGCUGCAGAAAUUCGCAGGGAGCUACAGAACUCUGAGUCCAGGGAUGUCGAAAUUGGACUCCCUGUUACAGUUGAAAUGGACUAACACAGACUGGUUUGAUGCAUCAUCCUGCUUACUCAUAUCCAAAAAGACUGUUUUUUGUCAUGAUAAAAGAUAUAAAAAUCCA